Perca flavescens (yellow perch) is the source of this 908-nucleotide messenger RNA. RefSeq names its product LYR motif containing 5a (gene lyrm5a). Lineage: Eukaryota; Metazoa; Chordata; Actinopteri; Perciformes; Percidae. Gene Ontology annotation, cellular component: mitochondrion. Gene Ontology annotation, biological process: respiratory electron transport chain. The transcript has 3 exons. The coding region runs from base 134 to 391 and encodes 85 amino acids. The record is from RefSeq and is a predicted model, not a curated record.
CUGUUUUAAUUUGCGACAUAACGAAACGACGUACGGCUGUGUCCAGCUCUGUUCAGUUCGUGGACGAAGAAGUACUCUUAUUGUCCAUACAUUGUGUUGUCGCAGGAGUGUGAAAGGCCACCUGGUUUCUGACAUGGCCAACCCUUUCAGGGGUCAGGUUAUCAAACUUUACAGAACUCUGCUGUAUCUUGGCCGUGACUACCCCCAGGGAUCAGCUUAUUUCAAAGAGCGCCUGAAGUUCGCUUUCAUGAAGAAUAAAGACGUGACAGACCCUGAUAAGAUCCAAAAGCUGGUAGCCCGUGGCAACUCUCUCAUCAAGGAACUGGAAGCUAUGUGUUUCCUCAGGAAAUAUGAAGUCAUGAAGAAGAAGUAUUGCCAAACAAAAAAAUAAUCAUUAUCCUUCAGGGUGGGAGGAGAGUACAGUCAAUGUGUUAAUAUUUAAUGUAUCAUAUUUUGUAGCAGUGUUAUUUUCACAUACGUACCUCUAUUAAUGAGAUUCAGUACACAUUAUUCUGCAGAAAUGACCCAACAAUUGCCCUUGCAUAAAAAUGAACUAUGCUUGUGUCAUAAGGGAAAUAGACGAUCCAUCUGUAGGAAGUGCCAGAAAGUAAUAAUAAUGAAGCUGUAACAGAAUGUGCUCUAUAUUUUUUUAUACCGAAGUUGUACCUUUUUAAAGGCCUGUGUUUUAAAUCAAUACUGUAUAUAUGUUAAUAUCAUAGGUUUUCCUCUAAAAAAGUUCUAAACUCAGGAAGCCUAGGUAUUAGACUAACUGAAUCAUAUUGUACAAUGUAUUUUCAGUGUAUAUAUUUGUAGAAGGUGCAUGACUAUGUAUGAAUGCACUAUUAGGUAGAAAACAAACAGAGAUGCCUUGUAUAAUAAAUAAGUCACAGCAGUGUUCUUCCUCCGUU